AUGGACCACCGGCAGAGGGACGCCACUGCUGCUCUAAAGGCAGCCAUUCAGUUGGGCCGAGGACAGCCUGCGCCAGCUUCCCAACCAGAUCAGCCACCCAAUGUACCACCACAACAAGGUCCACAUUCAGGUCAUCCACAACAUCACCACACCCCGCCUCAACCAGCAAGCCCUCAGAGGCCGGAGCAACCCCCUGCUACUCAACAGGAUAUUCCAUUUCAAGAUCCUGAGCAACAACCACCUUCUCGCGCUGGUCGAGACAAUUCCCCGCAGCAAAGUUUGUGGAAGAAUGGGGUAAAGAGCACCCAAGAAUUUAUGGACCGAGCAAACCAGUACAUCAAACUCGAAGAGGCCAUUGCCAACGAAGGGAAAUCGCCUGCAGAUGACCAGGGCCCGAAAGAAGAUCCCAACAAAGCCGCCAAUGGAUCUGGGAAACCCAAUGGAAACGACAAAAAUAAUGGGAAAAACGGAGGAAAAAGGGUGAACCACGAGCCGCCAACAUCUGAGAACAAGCGCCCUAAAAGUAACAGAUACGAGACAAGGUUCACCAAUUACACGACCCUAGUCGAUAGCAGAGAAAAAGUGUACCAGGCCACUAACGCCAUUGUUCCCUUCAGGUGA
Humulus lupulus (European hop) is the source of this 621-nucleotide messenger RNA. RefSeq lists its product as uncharacterized. The transcript has 2 exons. The coding region runs from base 1 to 621 and encodes 206 amino acids. The record is from RefSeq and is a predicted model, not a curated record. Lineage: Eukaryota; Viridiplantae; Streptophyta; Magnoliopsida; Rosales; Cannabaceae.